AACAUUCCGAUAGCGAUGUCCAGUGUUGUGGAAACCUAUUAUACCGCUGCGUUAUGGCAUUUUUCGUACCUCUACUAGUCGUAUGGCUCGGAUUAGUAUCCGGCAGCUUGUCGCAGGACGAUGCAAAUGCAUCCAACAGACAGGCGAAUUCAUUGCCAGCCGCUCCAACCUGUGAUCCACUUUACAAAUACCGCAGCUUCGACGGAACGUGCAACAAUCUAAACAACCCGCGUUUCGGACAAGCUGGCACCAAUUUCCAGCGUUUGAUGGGCCCCGCAAAUUACGCCGACGGUGUUUCGGCGAUUCGUUUGUCUCGAUCGGGCGCCGCUUUGCCAAGUACUCGCUUGGUUUCGACCACCGUCACUCUGAACAACAGUAUUCCCAGUUACGAUGCUUCUUUAAUUGCAAUGCAGUGGGGCCAGUUCAUUGAUCACGAUUUGACGCAGACACCCCAAUUCCGGAUCAGUGGAGGAUGCUGUGGUGGAAGCCAAUUUGGUAAUACCUCAACCAAUCUAAACACUGAGUGUUUGCAGAUCCCAAUCCCAAGCGACGAUCCCGUUUACAGUAACGUCAAUUGCAUGAAUAUGGUUCGUUCAAACUACGGACUGAAUCUCGAUGGCACUACACCUACUGCCAGACAACAGGUCAACGCUUUGACUCACUGGAUCGACGGGUCUAUGAUUUACGGGAAUAGCUACGCCACUGCUCAAUCGUUGCGCGAUACAAGCUCGGGAAAAGGUCUCUUGGCAUUUUCCACCCAGAAUGGCCGAGUUCUAUUGCCGACGUCACCAAGCACAUGCGCCGAUUGCUUUGUAGCAGGUGACAACAGAGCUCGUGAACAGCCAUUGCUUACAAUUAUGCAGACCUUGUGGCUUCGCGAACAUAAUCGAGUCGCUAAUAAACUUUACGACAAAUUUGGAGCAACCAAAACGGACGAGUUCUAUUACCAAGAAGCCCGUCGCAUCGUCAUUGCCGAGUUCCAGCACAUCACUUACACCGAGUACCUCCCAGCUAUUCUAGGCCCCGAAAUUAAGGUGCCACCUUUCGAUACUAAAUCCAAUCCGGCGAUUUUCAACGAAUUUGCCGCUGCUGCCUUUCGCAUGGGUCACUCUCAAUUGAGUAGUUUUAUCAAACUUUUGGAAGCCGAUGGUAGUGAAAGCAGUCAGAGUUUCUUUCUUGGAAAUUCAUUCAUUACCGGUGCUUUCCGCCUCCUCAAUGCCAACUUUAUUGACAACGCUCUACGGGGCCAAUUGUUCACUCCGGCCCAAGCGGUGGAUCAGUGUUUUGCUGACGACGUAACUAGUCAACUUUUCAGGACAACAUCUGCUCUCGGCGCUGAUUUAGUGGCAACCAACAUGCAACGUGGGCGAGAUCACGGACUUCCACCUUAUGUUAGAGCGCGACAGAUUGCCUUGGAAGCUUACGCUUCCAUCUUUCCAACACCUCCACCCCCUCCGCCCGUUACCUUUGAUGAUUUGAGUUUCACUCAUUCACCAGAAGUUAUAGACAGUUUCAAACGAGUGUACGCAUCAGUGGGGGAUAUUGAUUUGUACAUCGGGGGAGUAACAGAGAGGCCUUUGCCCGGCGCCGCUGUCGGACCCACCUUCCAUUACAUCAUCGGUCAGCAGUUUGACAAUCUGAGACGAACGGAUCGCUUCUUCUACAAUGAUCUUUCAAAAUCGGUGUCCUUCAACUCGCGUCAAUUGGGAGAAAUCAAGAAAGUGAGUUUAGCUCGCCUCAUCUGCGACAACAGCGAUGGAACUAUUACGCAAAUUCAACCGCGAGCUUUCCGAUUGCCAUCAAACAAUAACAUGCCCGUCCCGUGUGCCAAGAUAUCGAAAAUCGAUUUCAACAAUUGCUAGAAUUUUAAGAAGAAGACCUUUCAAAUGAAAAUCAUUCAACAACUUUUGAAGCUAAAUAUUUAACUAAUCAAAAAUUUCGACUUCUUUAAGUUUCUAAUGGGAAAUAAUUGUUUGUAAUUGUUUUUACUUCGUAACAUGUUAUGGAGUUGAUUCAAUCAAAACAAACCAGAAUGAAUUUAU
Molecule: messenger RNA, 2042 nt
Organism: Daphnia pulicaria
Lineage: Eukaryota; Metazoa; Arthropoda; Branchiopoda; Diplostraca; Daphniidae
Product: peroxidasin-like
Exons: 13
Coding region: 54-1862 (602 amino acids)
Biological process (GO): response to oxidative stress
Molecular function (GO): peroxidase activity; heme binding
Source: RefSeq, a predicted model, not a curated record